Molecule: messenger RNA, 942 nt
Organism: Nematolebias whitei (Rio pearlfish)
Lineage: Eukaryota; Metazoa; Chordata; Actinopteri; Cyprinodontiformes; Rivulidae
Product: olfactory receptor 52B2-like
Exons: 1
Coding region: 1-942 (313 amino acids)
Biological process (GO): G protein-coupled receptor signaling pathway
Cellular component (GO): membrane
Molecular function (GO): G protein-coupled receptor activity; olfactory receptor activity
Source: RefSeq, a predicted model, not a curated record
AUGAAAAUGGAAAACCAAUCAUUAGAAUUCAGUUAUCACUUAACACUGGACCCAUUUGUCAUUCCACCUGGAGGAAAGUAUCCAAUAUUUGUUUUUGGUAUUGUCAUUUAUUUGUUUGGAAUGUUCUGCAACCUGACCCUGUUGUUUUUAAUUAUUCUAAAGAAGAACCUUCACAAACCCAUGUACUUUAUCUUGUUCAGUCUUCCCUUCACCGAUCUAAUUGGAAUAACCACAACGCUCCCAAAGAUCUUGUCAGAUAUUGUUACAGAGACACAUAACAUCUAUUAUCCAUUUUGUGUUUUACAGGCAUUUCUGCUCCACAUGUAUGGUGGAGGAAUUUUGUUUAUUCUUGCAGCAAUGUCUUUUGAUCGUUACGUUGCCAUCUGCAUGCCGUUACGCUACAGUUCCAUAAUGACCCCAAGACUGGUUGUUUACAUUAUUUGUCUGGUUUGGGGUCUUGACUUUAUCUUGAUUGUAACAUUUUUUUCAUUGCAGACAAGGGUUUCCAGGUGCAGAUCUGUCAUCAUGAAUGUCUUCUGUGAUAACCCUUCUCUGCUGAAGCUCACAUGUGGAGACACAACACUUAAUAAUAUAAUUGGACUGUUUAACACGGCGGUCAUACAGGCUUUAAGUGUGUCCAUUCAGGCAUAUUCUUACUUUAGGAUUCUGAUUGCAUGUGUGGGUAAGAGAAAAUUUAAUGCAAGAGCAAAAGCUGUAAACACCUGUGUUGCACAGUUAGUCAUUCUGGUUAUAUUUGAGAUUGUUGCAACUUUCACAGUUUUAUCUCAUAGGUUCAAAAACGUUUCAGCUGAUUUGCAAAAGAUUAUGGGUAUGCUGAUAUUUAUUGUACCUCCACUUCUAAAUCCAAUUGUAUAUGGCAUUUAUACAAGUGAAAUACAAAAGACUUUUCUAAAUAUCCUUAAAAAUAGAGUAUGUGUCUGA